Messenger RNA from Thlaspi arvense, 1221 nucleotides. The record is from the annotation of a GenBank genome assembly. Lineage: Eukaryota; Viridiplantae; Streptophyta; Magnoliopsida; Brassicales; Brassicaceae.
AUGGGUUUCAGUUCUGUUUAUCAAUCUCUUACGGAGAUAUUUCCUCAGAUUGAUGCGCGAAUACUGAGGGCUGUUGCAAUAGAGCAUCCGAAAGACGCUGAUGAGGCUGCUGCUGUUGUUCUUUCAGAGAUUGUUCCUUCGUUGCCCUCAAAUUUGUCCAGUAGUAAUACCGAAUCUUGUAACAAGCCUUCUGGAAGCAUUUCAGAGCGCGACGUAGAACGUGAUUUGGAAGGUGUUGUUUCUCUGUGCCGUGGUUUACUUGUAGCUUCUGGUUCAAAGUCGAGCGCCUCUUCUUCUUCAGAAACUGUCCCCCUGGUUGUUGGUCGUGGCUACCAUACCAGUGCUCCAAGUACUAACUCGGUCUCAGCUGGGAACGAGCUAACAAAUUUGCCACUAAAUUUUGGUCGUGGCGUUAUCCUUGAAGAUGUCGAAAGUGAGCAAGUCCAGUCUUUGAAAAGGGCUCCUGGACUAGAGCAUGAGGACUUUGAUUUCUUUGGUAAGGGUUUUGAUUUUCCGAGCGAAGCCAAUAUUGGGUUGCACGUGCCAGAGGAUGAUCUUGCCUCUGUGGUUUUUGCUGUCGCUCAAGACAACGUCAAUUCGACUAACGAUUUUUGGCAAGAUCUUGGUUUUCAUAUGACAUGGAAUCAAGCGGAAUCAAGCGCAAGCAUAUGUUCAGAAAAUGCUGUACAGAAGCUGGUCGAUGUAACUCCUGGAGACACUAUGGCAAAUAUACAUCAUGGUUCAUCUCUUGAAGUUGGGACCGGGAGUACAAAUGUUGUGGACGAGAAUUCAAAGGGUUCAUUGGCCAGUGAUAAUGGUGAUACUGAACUAGGUGGUGCUUUUAGCUCAUCGACUCAUGGAUGCAGUGUUGAUCACCUUGAAGAAAUUAUCCAAGAUGCCAAAAUUAACAAGAAAACCUUGCUCACUGUGAUGGAAUCGGUCAUGAAUCUGAUGAAAGAAGUUGAACUUGAAGAGAAGGACGCCGAAAAGUCAGCAGAGGAAGCUGCUAGGGGAGGUUUGGAUACUCUUGAGAAGGUUGAGGAGCUCAAGAAGAUGCUGGAACAUGCCAAGGAAGCAAAUGACAUGCAUGCUGGAGAAGUAUAUGGAGAGAAGUCGAUUUUGGCCACCGAAGCAAGAGAGCUUGAAAACCGGUUGGUCAACUUAUCAGAAGAACGAAACAAAUCCCUUGAUGUCCUUGAUGAGGCAUGUUUCAUCUGCUGA